Messenger RNA from Salvia miltiorrhiza (redroot sage), 3177 nucleotides. Its product is annotated as putative late blight resistance protein homolog R1A-10. The record is from RefSeq and is a predicted model, not a curated record. Lineage: Eukaryota; Viridiplantae; Streptophyta; Magnoliopsida; Lamiales; Lamiaceae. The coding region runs from base 329 to 2980 and encodes 883 amino acids. Gene Ontology annotation, biological process: defense response to other organism. Gene Ontology annotation, molecular function: ADP binding. The transcript has 3 exons.
AAAAUAAAAAAUAAAAAACAAAUUCAAGUAGUUGGCAACUUUGUUCAUUUCUUAACCAAGAACCAAUAAUGGUGUCCGCGUGGACCCACCAAGAAUAAACUCGCAAAUCCCAAUAUUACUCUCGACAAAGACUUUGCUUGUAGGGUCGUCGUCUCCGCCUUUCAGAUCGAGAAAUUUCGUCGAAGCAUCAUAUAUAGUUUCAUCAACGCAGAGUGUCGACGCGCUAUAAACACGCAGGAGAUCGAGUAAAUUCAUGCGCAUUUCUCGUUUACUUAAUUUGAUCGGUUAUAUAACUUUGAGGUUGAAGAGGUAAUUAAGAAGCUUGAAAAUGGCGGAGGCGGCAGUGACGUUCCUGCUGGAGAACGUGCAGAAGCUGCUGGUGGAGCAGAUGCAUCUGAUAUCGGGGGCGGAGAAGGAGCUGAAGCAGCUGCAGUGCGAGCUGGAGCUGAUGAACGCGUUCCUGAUGGAGUACGCCGACAAGCGGGAGAAGGGGCAGGUGUUCAUCCAGUUCGAGCGCCAGAUCAGGGAGGCCGUGUACGAGGCCGAGGACACCCUCGACGCCUGCCUCACCCACAAGGCCAGGGCGGCCGGCGCCGGCAUCCUCAGCAUCAAGCAUCUUGACUUGGCCAAGAAGGUGAAGGAGCUCCGCCUGCAGCUCCAGCCCAUAUUCGACCGAGCCAUCAAGGGCUUGAACGCGCUGCCCUUCGCCCAUCCAUCCGCUGCAACCCUCGGAACAUUCGACGACAAUAAAUUCAAAAAGACACAGUUGUUGAGGGAAGACAAUGUAGUGGGCUUCGCAGACGAGGAAGCCACUCUCAUCAAAUACUUGAACGAAAAAACAGAGCAACUCGACGUCAUCUCCAUCGUCGGCAUGCCCGGCCUCGGCAAGACCACUCUCGCCUGGAAAAUCUACCGAGACCCCAAGAUCCAAUUCGAGUUCCCCACCCUGAUUUGGGUGUACGUCUCUCAGGAGCUGAACGAGAGAGAGGUGUUCCUCACCAUCCUCAAGAAGUUCACCCGCGACGACAUGUCCGGCAAGGAUGAUUCGGAGCUGAAGCAGCUCGUCCGCUACCAUCUCAACAAGGGAAGAUUCUUGUUGUUCAUGGAUGACGUGUGGACCGUCGAAGACUGGACACGAAUCGAAGCUGCACUGCCGAAGAAAAACAAGUUAGGUAAGGUGUUGAUAACGACCCGUCAUAUGGGAGUAGCGACGCAUACGAACUGCAUCAGGGAGCCCCACCAGCUGCGGUUCUUGACCUUCGAGGAGAGCUGGGAGCUGCUGCAGUUGGAGGUGUUUGGUAAGAACAAUGCUAGUCCCAAGGAGUUGGAGGGGCUGGGAAUGCAGAUAGCCAAGCAGUGUGGGGGAGUGCCUCUAGCAGUGGUGGUGAUAGGAGGAACUCUUGUUGAAAAACGUGGGGUUAAAAGAGAUUGGGAGAUCAUCUCGGAUAGUGUAAGUAGCUAUGUGCAGGAUGAUAAACGCACCGAAAGCAUCAUCUCUCUCAGCUACAACAAACUGCCUCAUCACCUGAGGGAUUGCUUCCUCUAUCUCGGGAUGUUUCCCGAGGAUACAGAGAUCAACGCGUGGAAGCUCACGCGCCUGUGGAUCGCGGAGGGAUUCAUACAGCAGAAGCGUGGGCGGAGCCUGGAGGAGGUCGCCGAGGACAACCUCGACGACCUCGUCGCCAGGAACUUGGUCAUGGUCGAGAGGGCCAAGGCCAACGGCGACGUCAAGACGUGCCGCGUCCACGACAUGAUCCGGGAGUUCUGCCAGAACGAGGCGUCGUUCGCGAACAAGAACCUGUUCCAGGAGGUGAGGAAGACGCGCCACGGCGUGUUCGACCCGGCCAUCACGGAGAUCGUCAAGCGCCGCCGCCUCUGCAUCCACUCCAACGUGACGGAGUUCCUCCGCAAGAAGCCCAAGGGCCCCGGUGUCCGCUCGUUUGUCUGUUUCUCCAAGGAAACGAUCGCCCUCCCGCCGGAGUACACCCCGUCGAUCCCCGACGCCUUCGAUUUGCUCCGCGUUGUCGACGCCACUCCGCUCAAAUUCACCAAAUUCCCCCCGAAGCUCACCAAGCUGAUUCAUCUGAGGUACAUCGCUCUCUCGGGGAACGAAUUCAAGGCUCUGCCCGAGGCAGUGUCGAAGCUCUGGAACCUCCAGACAGUGAAAAUCGACACUGCCUCGCGCGAGUUCGAGAUCAAAGUGGACAUCUCGAAGAUGAUGCAGCUGAGGCAUCUGAAGACGAAGGCGAUGAUCAAGCUCAAGGAGGUGAGAGGCGGCGGCGGGGAGAAUCUGCAGACGCUGAGCAGGUUAAAGGCGGAGUGCUGCAAAGAGGAGCUCUUCAACAGGGCCUCGAACCUCAAGAACCUCGGGAUUCGAGGGAACCUAACGGCUCUCGUCGACGCAACCUACUUGGGGAAACUGGAGCGUCUCGAGAAGCUGAAGCUGGUGCACGACGUGUUCCCCUCCACGGCCGACAACGCGCUGCAUCGCGUGCCUCAUGCGCAUAGCUUCCCGCCGAAUCUGAGGAUGCUGACGCUCUCCUCCACCUACUUGGGUUGGGCGCAGAUGACUACGCUGGGAGACCUGCGCUUUCUGCAGGUGCUGAAGCUCAAGGAGAUGGCGUUCAAGGGGACGCUGUGGGAAGCUCAGGGCGGCGGCUUCCCGCAGCUGGAGACGCUGUACAUUGAGCGCACUGUGUUGGAGAUAUGGACGGCGGCUUCGGCUGAGCCGUUCCCGAAGCUCAAGAAUCUGAUACUCAAGAACUGCGAGCCGCUUCAAGAGAUCCCGUCUGCAGUGGGGAAGGGGGAAAGCCUUCAGCUCGUGGAUAUUGAACGUGUGUCGCAGACACUGGUUCAAUCAGCAAAGAAAAUCGAGGUUGAGAAACAACAAAUCCAAUUGCAAGGUGGGGAAGUAAGAGGUAGAAAGGGUGGAUUUAAGCUCAAAAUUUCUCCAGGGGAUGCAUCAUCAACCAAAAACUAAUCCAAUGGGGUAUAAAAAAUGAAGGUAAAAGCAGAGAACAAAUAAUCAAUUUGCCUGGAGUUACAGGCUAAGCUCUCUCCUGGAACAGAGUGACUAAAAUGCUGCCAUUUUUAUUGUCUUCGUUUUUUUCUUCAGUUGUUUUGGUGUGUUGUUAAAACUCUUCCUUGCAAGUGGCAAUCUAUGUUUAUUUUCUUGUC